Hyaloperonospora brassicae is the source of this 23343-nucleotide messenger RNA. NCBI's taxonomy places the organism in Eukaryota, Oomycota, Peronosporomycetes, Peronosporales, Peronosporaceae. The record is from the annotation of a GenBank genome assembly.
AUGGGCGGAGCUGAGUCAGCCGAGGGAAACCCCAAGCAGAGAAAGCUGGCGACGGCCAGUGACAAACUGGCUGCUACGGGGAAGCAAGGUGAGGUGGAGAGCGGCGUGGCAACGCGCGCGACCACCGCCGCUACGGCUGUAGAGAAGGUGCACGUCACGGACUUUGAGGCCGAGAGCGAGAAGGAAAGUAGUGGCUUGGGGGGCAAGGCCUCCCACGAACCGGAGACGGAGCCGCACCAACCCAACAUGAUGUCGGUCGACGGUACAAACGCCAAGACAGAAGUUUUUCGCACCGUGAUGCCCGAUGGACGAGUGGUGGUGAAGAAGGUCAAGACUUCACGUGCUCGUGUUCUUCGCUCGAUCGUGGAAGCUGGCGCAGCUCCAGGCGAGUCGGUGCAGACGGAGGUGUUCCAGUCUCAGGAGGCCGACGGCAGCAUCGUGACGAAGACGGUGAAGGCAACAACACGCCCUUCGACGUCUGCCAGCGGUGAGCUAGUGAAGACGGUUGAAGUGGAAACGACGACGGAGACGGAGACGACUACAGGCGAGAAGAGCACUACGGUGGAGAUGGAGACGCGCGAGGAGACGGACGUGGAGGAAGGCAGCCUGACGACGAUAUCUGGCCGCACCGUGCCGUCCAUGCCAGGUGCUCGUGUUCUUCGCUCGAUCGUGGAAGCUGGCGCAGCUCCAGGCGAGUCGGUGCAGACGGAGGUGUUCCAGUCUCAGGAGGCCGACGGCAGCAUCGUGACGAAGACGGUGAAGGCAACAACACGCCCUUCGACGUCUGCCAGCGGUGAGCUAGUGAAGACGGUUGAAGUGGAAACGACGACGGAGACGGAGACGACUACUGGCGAGAAGAGCACUACGGUGGAGAUGGAGACGCGCGAGGAGACGGACGUGGAGGAAGGCAGCCUGACGACGAUAUCUGGCCGCACCGUGCCGUCCAUGCCAGGUGCUCGUGUUCUUCGCUCGACCGUGGAAGCUGGCGCAGCUCCAGGCGAGUCGGUGCAGACGGAGGUGUUCCAGUCUCAGGAGGCCGACGGCAGCAUCGUGACGAAGACGGUGAAGGCAACAACACGCCCUUCGACGUCUGCCAGCGGUGAGCUAGUGAAGACGGUUGAAGUGGAAACGACGACGGAGACGGAGACGACUACUGGCGAGAAGAGCACUACGGUGGAGAUGGAGACGCGCGAGGAGACGGACGUGGAGGAAGGCAGCCUGACGACGAUAUCUGGCCGCACCGUGCCGUCCAUGCCAGGUGCUCGUGUUCUUCGCUCGAUCGUGGAAGCUGGCGCAGCUCCAGGCGAGUCGGUGCAGACGGAGGUGUUCCAGUCUCAGGAGGCCGACGGCAGCAUCGUGACGAAGACGGUGAAGGCAACAACACGCCCUUCGACGUCUGCCAGCGGUGAGCUAGUGAAGACGGUUGAAGUGGAAACGACGACGGAGACGGAGACGACUACUGGCGAGAAGAGCACUACGGUGGAGAUGGAGACGCGCGAGGAGACGGACGUGGAGGAAGGCAGCCUGACGACGAUAUCUGGCCGCACCGUGCCGUCCAUGCCAGGUGCUCGUGUUCUUCGCUCGAUCGUGGAAGCUGGCGCAGCUCCAGGCGAGUCGGUGCAGACGGAGGUGUUCCAGUCUCAGGAGGCCGACGGCAGCAUCGUGACGAAGACGGUGAAGGCGACGACACGCCCUUCGACGUCUGCCAGCGGUGAGCUAGUGAAGACGGUUGAAGUGGAAACGACGACGGAGACGGAGACGACUACUGGCGAGAAGAGCACUACGGUGGAGAUGGAGACGCGCGAGGAGACGGACGUGGAGGAAGGCAGCCUGACGACGAUAUCUGGCCGCACCGUGCCGUCCAUGCCAGGUGCUCGUGUUCUUCGCUCGAUCGUGGAAGCUGGCGCAGCUCCAGGCGAGUCGGUGCAGACGGAGGUGUUCCAGUCUCAGGAGGCCGACGGCAGCAUCGUGACGAAGACGGUGAAGGCAACAACACGCCCUUCGACGUCUGCCAGCGGUGAGCUAGUGAAGACGGUUGAAGUGGAAACGACGACGGAGACGGAGACGACUACUGGCGAGAAGAGCACUACGGUGGAGAUGGAGACGCGCGAGGAGACGGACGUGGAGGAAGGCAGCCUGACGACGAUAUCUGGCCGCACCGUGCCGUCCAUGCCAGGUGCUCGUGUUCUUCGCUCGACCGUGGAAGCUGGCGCAGCUCCAGGCGAGUCGGUGCAGACGGAGGUGUUCCAGUCUCAGGAGGCCGACGGCAGCAUCGUGACGAAGACGGUGAAGGCAACAACACGCCCUUCGACGUCUGCCAGCGGUGAGCUAGUGAAGACGGUUGAAGUGGAAACGACGACGGAGACGGAGACGACUACUGGCGAGAAGAGCACUACGGUGGAGAUGGAGACGCGCGAGGAGACGGACGUGGAGGAAGGCAGCCUGACGACGAUAUCUGGCCGCACCGUGCCGUCCAUGCCAGGUGCUCGUGUUCUUCGCUCGAUCGUGGAAGCUGGCGCAGCUCCAGGCGAGUCGGUGCAGACGGAGGUGUUCCAGUCUCAGGAGGCCGACGGCAGCAUCGUGACGAAGACGGUGAAGGCAACAACACGCCCUUCGACGUCUGCCAGCGGUGAGCUAGUGAAGACGGUUGAAGUGGAAACGACGACGGAGACGGAGACGACUACUGGCGAGAAGAGCACUACGGUGGAGAUGGAGACGCGCGAGGAGACGGACGUGGAGGAAGGCAGCCUGACGACGAUAUCUGGCCGCACCGUGCCGUCCAUGCCAGGUGCUCGUGUUCUUCGCUCGAUCGUGGAAGCUGGCGCAGCUCCAGGCGAGUCGGUGCAGACGGAGGUGUUCCAGUCUCAGGAGGCCGACGGCAGCAUCGUGACGAAGACGGUGAAGGCAACAACACGCCCUUCGACGUCUGCCAGCGGUGAGCUAGUGAAGACGGUUGAAGUGGAAACGACGACGGAGACGGAGACGACUACUGGCGAGAAGAGCACUACGGUGGAGAUGGAGACGCGCGAGGAGACGGACGUGGAGGAAGGCAGCCUGACGACGAUAUCUGGCCGCACCGUGCCGUCCAUGCCAGGUGCUCGUGUUCUUCGCUCGAUCGUGGAAGCUGGCGCAGCUCCAGGCGAGUCGGUGCAGACGGAGGUGUUCCAGUCUCAGGAGGCCGACGGCAGCAUCGUGACGAAGACGGUGAAAACGACGACGCGCACUUCGACGUCUGCCAGCGGUGAGCUAGUGAAGACGGUUGAAGUGGAAACGACGACGGAGACGGAGACGACUACUGGCGAGAAGAGCACUACGGUGGAGAUGGAGACGCGCGAGGAGACGGACGUGGAGGAAGGCAGCCUGACGACGAUAUCUGGCCGCACCGUGCCGUCCAUGCCAGGUGCUCGUGUUCUUCGCUCGAUCGUGGAAGCUGGCGCAGCUCCAGGCGAGUCGGUGCAGACGGAGGUGUUCCAGUCUCAGGAGGCCGACGGCAGCAUCGUGACGAAGACGGUGAAGGCAACAACACGCCCUUCGACGUCUGCCAGCGGUGAGCUAGUGAAGACGGUUGAAGUGGAAACGACGACGGAGACGGAGACGACUACUGGCGAGAAGAGCACUACGGUGGAGAUGGAGACGCGCGAGGAGACGGACGUGGAGGAAGGCAGCCUGACGACGAUAUCUGGCCGCACCGUGCCGUCCAUGCCAGGUGCUCGUGUUCUUCGCUCGAUCGUGGAAGCUGGCGCAGCUCCAGGCGAGUCGGUGCAGACGGAGGUGUUCCAGUCUCAGGAGGCCGACGGCAGCAUCGUGACGAAGACGGUGAAGGCAACAACACGCCCUUCGACGUCUGCCAGCGGUGAGCUAGUGAAGACGGUUGAAGUGGAAACGACGACGGAGACGGAGACGACUACUGGCGAGAAGAGCACUACGGUGGAGAUGGAGACGCGCGAGGAGACGGACGUGGAGGAAGGCAGCCUGACGACGAUAUCUGGCCGCACCGUGCCGUCCAUGCCAGGUGCUCGUGUUCUUCGCUCGAUCGUGGAAGCUGGCGCAGCUCCAGGCGAGUCGGUGCAGACGGAGGUGUUCCAGUCUCAGGAGGCCGACGGCAGCAUCGUGACGAAGACGGUGAAGGCAACAACACGCCCUUCGACGUCUGCCAGCGGUGAGCUAGUGAAGACGGUUGAAGUGGAAACGACGACGGAGACGGAGACGACUACUGGCGAGAAGAGCACUACGGUGGAGAUGGAGACGCGCGAGGAGACGGACGUGGAGGAAGGCAGCCUGACGACGAUAUCUGGCCGCACCGUGCCGUCCAUGCCAGGUGCUCGUGUUCUUCGCUCGAUCGUGGAAGCUGGCGCAGCUCCAGGCGAGUCGGUGCAGACGGAGGUGUUCCAGUCUCAGGAGGCCGACGGCAGCAUCGUGACGAAGACGGUGAAGGCAACAACACGCCCUUCGACGUCUGCCAGCGGUGAGCUAGUGAAGACGGUUGAAGUGGAAACGACGACGGAGACGGAGACGACUACUGGCGAGAAGAGCACUACGGUGGAGAUGGAGACGCGCGAGGAGACGGACGUGGAGGAAGGCAGCCUGACGACGAUAUCUGGCCGCACCGUGCCGUCCAUGCCAGGUGCUCGUGUUCUUCGCUCGAUCGUGGAAGCUGGCGCAGCUCCAGGCGAGUCGGUGCAGACGGAGGUGUUCCAGUCUCAGGAGGCCGACGGCAGCAUCGUGACGAAGACGGUGAAGGCAACAACACGCCCUUCGACGUCUGCCAGCGGUGAGCUAGUGAAGACGGUUGAAGUGGAAACGACGACGGAGACGGAGACGACUACUGGCGAGAAGAGCACUACGGUGGAGAUGGAGACGCGCGAGGAGACGGACGUGGAGGAAGGCAGCCUGACGACGAUAUCUGGCCGCACCGUGCCGUCCAUGCCAGGUGCUCGUGUUCUUCGCUCGAUCGUGGAAGCUGGCGCAGCUCCAGGCGAGUCGGUGCAGACGGAGGUGUUCCAGUCUCAGGAGGCCGACGGCAGCAUCGUGACGAAGACGGUGAAGGCAACAACACGCCCUUCGACGUCUGCCAGCGGUGAGCUAGUGAAGACGGUUGAAGUGGAAACGACGACGGAGACGGAGACGACUACUGGCGAGAAGAGCACUACGGUGGAGAUGGAGACGCGCGAGGAGACGGACGUGGAGGAAGGCAGCCUGACGACGAUAUCUGGCCGCACCGUGCCGUCCAUGCCAGGUGCUCGUGUUCUUCGCUCGAUCGUGGAAGCUGGCGCAGCUCCAGGCGAGUCGGUGCAGACGGAGGUGUUCCAGUCUCAGGAGGCCGACGGCAGCAUCGUGACGAAGACGGUGAAGGCAACAACACGCCCUUCGACGUCUGCCAGCGGUGAGCUAGUGAAGACGGUUGAAGUGGAAACGACGACGGAGACGGAGACGACUACUGGCGAGAAGAGCACUACGGUGGAGAUGGAGACGCGCGAGGAGACGGACGUGGAGGAAGGCAGCCUGACGACGAUAUCUGGCCGCACCGUGCCGUCCAUGCCAGGUGCUCGUGUUCUUCGCUCGAUCGUGGAAGCUGGCGCAGCUCCAGGCGAGUCGGUGCAGACGGAGGUGUUCCAGUCUCAGGAGGCCGACGGCAGCAUCGUGACGAAGACGGUGAAGGCAACAACACGCCCUUCGACGUCUGCCAGCGGUGAGCUAGUGAAGACGGUUGAAGUGGAAACGACGACGGAGACGGAGACGACUACUGGCGAGAAGAGCACUACGGUGGAGAUGGAGACGCGCGAGGAGACGGACGUGGAGGAAGGCAGCCUGACGACGAUAUCUGGCCGCACCGUGCCGUCCAUGCCAGGUGCUCGUGUUCUUCGCUCGAUCGUGGAAGCUGGCGCAGCUCCAGGCGAGUCGGUGCAGACGGAGGUGUUCCAGUCUCAGGAGGCCGACGGCAGCAUCGUGACGAAGACGGUGAAGGCAACAACACGCCCUUCGACGUCUGCCAGCGGUGAGCUAGUGAAGACGGUUGAAGUGGAAACGACGACGGAGACGGAGACGACUACUGGCGAGAAGAGCACUACGGUGGAGAUGGAGACGCGCGAGGAGACGGACGUGGAGGAAGGCAGCCUGACGACGAUAUCUGGCCGCACCGUGCCGUCCAUGCCAGGUGCUCGUGUUCUUCGCUCGAUCGUGGAAGCUGGCGCAGCUCCAGGCGAGUCGGUGCAGACGGAGGUGUUCCAGUCUCAGGAGGCCGACGGCAGCAUCGUGACGAAGACGGUGAAGGCAACAACACGCCCUUCGACGUCUGCCAGCGGUGAGCUAGUGAAGACGGUUGAAGUGGAAACGACGACGGAGACGGAGACGACUACUGGCGAGAAGAGCACUACGGUGGAGAUGGAGACGCGCGAGGAGACGGACGUGGAGGAAGGCAGCCUGACGACGAUAUCUGGCCGCACCGUGCCGUCCAUGCCAGGUGCUCGUGUUCUUCGCUCGAUCGUGGAAGCUGGCGCAGCUCCAGGCGAGUCGGUGCAGACGGAGGUGUUCCAGUCUCAGGAGGCCGACGGCAGCAUCGUGACGAAGACGGUGAAGGCAACAACACGCCCUUCGACGUCUGCCAGCGGUGAGCUAGUGAAGACGGUUGAAGUGGAAACGACGACGGAGACGGAGACGACUACUGGCGAGAAGAGCACUACGGUGGAGAUGGAGACGCGCGAGGAGACGGACGUGGAGGAAGGCAGCCUGACGACGAUAUCUGGCCGCACCGUGCCGUCCAUGCCAGGUGCUCGUGUUCUUCGCUCGACCGUGGAAGCUGGCGCAGCUCCAGGCGAGUCGGUGCAGACGGAGGUGUUCCAGUCUCAGGAGGCCGACGGCAGCAUCGUGACGAAGACGGUGAAGGCAACAACACGCCCUUCGACGUCUGCCAGCGGUGAGCUAGUGAAGACGGUUGAAGUGGAAACGACGACGGAGACGGAGACGACUACUGGCGAGAAGAGCACUACGGUGGAGAUGGAGACGCGCGAGGAGACGGACGUGGAGGAAGGCAGCCUGACGACGAUAUCUGGCCGCACCGUGCCGUCCAUGCCAGGUGCUCGUGUUCUUCGCUCGACCGUGGAAGCUGGCGCAGCUCCAGGCGAGUCGGUGCAGACGGAGGUGUUCCAGUCUCAGGAGGCCGACGGCAGCAUCGUGACGAAGACGGUGAAGGCAACAACACGCCCUUCGACGUCUGCCAGCGGUGAGCUAGUGAAGACGGUUGAAGUGGAAACGACGACGGAGACGGAGACGACUACUGGCGAGAAGAGCACUACGGUGGAGAUGGAGACGCGCGAGGAGACGGACGUGGAGGAAGGCAGCCUGACGACGAUAUCUGGCCGCACCGUGCCGUCCAUGCCAGGUGCUCGUGUUCUUCGCUCGACCGUGGAAGCUGGCGCAGCUCCAGGCGAGUCGGUGCAGACGGAGGUGUUCCAGUCUCAGGAGGCCGACGGCAGCAUCGUGACGAAGACGGUGAAGGCAACAACACGCCCUUCGACGUCUGCCAGCGGUGAGCUAGUGAAGACGGUUGAAGUGGAAACGACGACGGAGACGGAGACGACUACUGGCGAGAAGAGCACUACGGUGGAGAUGGAGACGCGCGAGGAGACGGACGUGGAGGAAGGCAGCCUGACGACGAUAUCUGGCCGCACCGUGCCGUCCAUGCCAGGUGCUCGUGUUCUUCGCUCGACCGUGGAAGCUGGCGCAGCUCCAGGCGAGUCGGUGCAGACGGAGGUGUUCCAGUCUCAGGAGGCCGACGGCAGCAUCGUGACGAAGACGGUGAAGGCAACAACACGCCCUUCGACGUCUGCCAGCGGUGAGCUAGUGAAGACGGUUGAAGUGGAAACGACGACGGAGACGGAGACGACUACUGGCGAGAAGAGCACUACGGUGGAGAUGGAGACGCGCGAGGAGACGGACGUGGAGGAAGGCAGCCUGACGACGAUAUCUGGCCGCACCGUGCCGUCCAUGCCAGGUGCUCGUGUUCUUCGCUCGACCGUGGAAGCUGGCGCAGCUCCAGGCGAGUCGGUGCAGACGGAGGUGUUCCAGUCUCAGGAGGCCGACGGCAGCAUCGUGACGAAGACGGUGAAGGCAACAACACGCCCUUCGACGUCUGCCAGCGGUGAGCUAGUGAAGACGGUUGAAGUGGAAACGACGACGGAGACGGAGACGACUACUGGCGAGAAGAGCACUACGGUGGAGAUGGAGACGCGCGAGGAGACGGACGUGGAGGAAGGCAGCCUGACGACGAUAUCUGGCCGCACCGUGCCGUCCAUGCCAGGUGCUCGUGUUCUUCGCUCGACCGUGGAAGCUGGCGCAGCUCCAGGCGAGUCGGUGCAGACGGAGGUGUUCCAGUCUCAGGAGGCCGACGGCAGCAUCGUGACGAAGACGGUGAAGGCAACAACACGCCCUUCGACGUCUGCCAGCGGUGAGCUAGUGAAGACGGUUGAAGUGGAAACGACGACGGAGACGGAGACGACUACUGGCGAGAAGAGCACUACGGUGGAGAUGGAGACGCGCGAGGAGACGGACGUGGAGGAAGGCAGCCUGACGACGAUAUCUGGCCGCACCGUGCCGUCCAUGCCAGGUGCUCGUGUUCUUCGCUCGACCGUGGAAGCUGGCGCAGCUCCAGGCGAGUCGGUGCAGACGGAGGUGUUCCAGUCUCAGGAGGCCGACGGCAGCAUCGUGACGAAGACGGUGAAGGCAACAACACGCCCUUCGACGUCUGCCAGCGGUGAGCUAGUGAAGACGGUUGAAGUGGAAACGACGACGGAGACGGAGACGACUACUGGCGAGAAGAGCACUACGGUGGAGAUGGAGACGCGCGAGGAGACGGACGUGGAGGAAGGCAGCCUGACGACGAUAUCUGGCCGCACCGUGCCGUCCAUGCCAGGUGCUCGUGUUCUUCGCUCGACCGUGGAAGCUGGCGCAGCUCCAGGCGAGUCGGUGCAGACGGAGGUGUUCCAGUCUCAGGAGGCCGACGGCAGCAUCGUGACGAAGACGGUGAAGGCAACAACACGCCCUUCGACGUCUGCCAGCGGUGAGCUAGUGAAGACGGUUGAAGUGGAAACGACGACGGAGACGGAGACGACUACUGGCGAGAAGAGCACUACGGUGGAGAUGGAGACGCGCGAGGAGACGGACGUGGAGGAAGGCAGCCUGACGACGAUAUCUGGCCGCACCGUGCCGUCCAUGCCAGGUGCUCGUGUUCUUCGCUCGACCGUGGAAGCUGGCGCAGCUCCAGGCGAGUCGGUGCAGACGGAGGUGUUCCAGUCUCAGGAGGCCGACGGCAGCAUCGUGACGAAGACGGUGAAGGCAACAACACGCCCUUCGACGUCUGCCAGCGGUGAGCUAGUGAAGACGGUUGAAGUGGAAACGACGACGGAGACGGAGACGACUACUGGCGAGAAGAGCACUACGGUGGAGAUGGAGACGCGCGAGGAGACGGACGUGGAGGAAGGCAGCCUGACGACGAUAUCUGGCCGCACCGUGCCGUCCAUGCCAGGUGCUCGUGUUCUUCGCUCGACCGUGGAAGCUGGCGCAGCUCCAGGCGAGUCGGUGCAGACGGAGGUGUUCCAGUCUCAGGAGGCCGACGGCAGCAUCGUGACGAAGACGGUGAAGGCAACAACACGCCCUUCGACGUCUGCCAGCGGUGAGCUAGUGAAGACGGUUGAAGUGGAAACGACGACGGAGACGGAGACGACUACUGGCGAGAAGAGCACUACGGUGGAGAUGGAGACGCGCGAGGAGACGGACGUGGAGGAAGGCAGCCUGACGACGAUAUCUGGCCGCACCGUGCCGUCCAUGCCAGGUGCUCGUGUUCUUCGCUCGACCGUGGAAGCUGGCGCAGCUCCAGGCGAGUCGGUGCAGACGGAGGUGUUCCAGUCUCAGGAGGCCGACGGCAGCAUCGUGACGAAGACGGUGAAGGCAACAACACGCCCUUCGACGUCUGCCAGCGGUGAGCUAGUGAAGACGGUUGAAGUGGAAACGACGACGGAGACGGAGACGACUACUGGCGAGAAGAGCACUACGGUGGAGAUGGAGACGCGCGAGGAGACGGACGUGGAGGAAGGCAGCCUGACGACGAUAUCUGGCCGCACCGUGCCGUCCAUGCCAGGUGCUCGUGUUCUUCGCUCGACCGUGGAAGCUGGCGCAGCUCCAGGCGAGUCGGUGCAGACGGAGGUGUUCCAGUCUCAGGAGGCCGACGGCAGCAUCGUGACGAAGACGGUGAAGGCAACAACACGCCCUUCGACGUCUGCCAGCGGUGAGCUAGUGAAGACGGUUGAAGUGGAAACGACGACGGAGACGGAGACGACUACUGGCGAGAAGAGCACUACGGUGGAGAUGGAGACGCGCGAGGAGACGGACGUGGAGGAAGGCAGCCUGACGACGAUAUCUGGCCGCACCGUGCCGUCCAUGCCAGGUGCUCGUGUUCUUCGCUCGACCGUGGAAGCUGGCGCAGCUCCAGGCGAGUCGGUGCAGACGGAGGUGUUCCAGUCUCAGGAGGCCGACGGCAGCAUCGUGACGAAGACGGUGAAGGCAACAACACGCCCUUCGACGUCUGCCAGCGGUGAGCUAGUGAAGACGGUUGAAGUGGAAACGACGACGGAGACGGAGACGACUACUGGCGAGAAGAGCACUACGGUGGAGAUGGAGACGCGCGAGGAGACGGACGUGGAGGAAGGCAGCCUGACGACGAUAUCUGGCCGCACCGUGCCGUCCAUGCCAGGUGCUCGUGUUCUUCGCUCGACCGUGGAAGCUGGCGCAGCUCCAGGCGAGUCGGUGCAGACGGAGGUGUUCCAGUCUCAGGAGGCCGACGGCAGCAUCGUGACGAAGACGGUGAAGGCAACAACACGCCCUUCGACGUCUGCCAGCGGUGAGCUAGUGAAGACGGUUGAAGUGGAAACGACGACGGAGACGGAGACGACUACUGGCGAGAAGAGCACUACGGUGGAGAUGGAGACGCGCGAGGAGACGGACGUGGAGGAAGGCAGCCUGACGACGAUAUCUGGCCGCACCGUGCCGUCCAUGCCAGGUGCUCGUGUUCUUCGCUCGACCGUGGAAGCUGGCGCAGCUCCAGGCGAGUCGGUGCAGACGGAGGUGUUCCAGUCUCAGGAGGCCGACGGCAGCAUCGUGACGAAGACGGUGAAGGCAACAACACGCCCUUCGACGUCUGCCAGCGGUGAGCUAGUGAAGACGGUUGAAGUGGAAACGACGACGGAGACGGAGACGACUACUGGCGAGAAGAGCACUACGGUGGAGAUGGAGACGCGCGAGGAGACGGACGUGGAGGAAGGCAGCCUGACGACGAUAUCUGGCCGCACCGUGCCGUCCAUGCCAGGUGCUCGUGUUCUUCGCUCGACCGUGGAAGCUGGCGCAGCUCCAGGCGAGUCGGUGCAGACGGAGGUGUUCCAGUCUCAGGAGGCCGACGGCAGCAUCGUGACGAAGACGGUGAAGGCAACAACACGCCCUUCGACGUCUGCCAGCGGUGAGCUAGUGAAGACGGUUGAAGUGGAAACGACGACGGAGACGGAGACGACUACUGGCGAGAAGAGCACUACGGUGGAGAUGGAGACGCGCGAGGAGACGGACGUGGAGGAAGGCAGCCUGACGACGAUAUCUGGCCGCACCGUGCCGUCCAUGCCAGGUGCUCGUGUUCUUCGCUCGACCGUGGAAGCUGGCGCAGCUCCAGGCGAGUCGGUGCAGACGGAGGUGUUCCAGUCUCAGGAGGCCGACGGCAGCAUCGUGACGAAGACGGUGAAGGCAACAACACGCCCUUCGACGUCUGCCAGCGGUGAGCUAGUGAAGACGGUUGAAGUGGAAACGACGACGGAGACGGAGACGACUACUGGCGAGAAGAGCACUACGGUGGAGAUGGAGACGCGCGAGGAGACGGACGUGGAGGAAGGCAGCCUGACGACGAUAUCUGGCCGCACCGUGCCGUCCAUGCCAGGUGCUCGUGUUCUUCGCUCGACCGUGGAAGCUGGCGCAGCUCCAGGCGAGUCGGUGCAGACGGAGGUGUUCCAGUCUCAGGAGGCCGACGGCAGCAUCGUGACGAAGACGGUGAAGGCAACAACACGCCCUUCGACGUCUGCCAGCGGUGAGCUAGUGAAGACGGUUGAAGUGGAAACGACGACGGAGACGGAGACGACUACUGGCGAGAAGAGCACUACGGUGGAGAUGGAGACGCGCGAGGAGACGGACGUGGAGGAAGGCAGCCUGACGACGAUAUCUGGCCGCACCGUGCCGUCCAUGCCAGGUGCUCGUGUUCUUCGCUCGACCGUGGAAGCUGGCGCAGCUCCAGGCGAGUCGGUGCAGACGGAGGUGUUCCAGUCUCAGGAGGCCGACGGCAGCAUCGUGACGAAGACGGUGAAGGCAACAACACGCCCUUCGACGUCUGCCAGCGGUGAGCUAGUGAAGACGGUUGAAGUGGAAACGACGACGGAGACGGAGACGACUACUGGCGAGAAGAGCACUACGGUGGAGAUGGAGACGCGCGAGGAGACGGACGUGGAGGAAGGCAGCCUGACGACGAUAUCUGGCCGCACCGUGCCGUCCAUGCCAGGUGCUCGUGUUCUUCGCUCGACCGUGGAAGCUGGCGCAGCUCCAGGCGAGUCGGUGCAGACGGAGGUGUUCCAGUCUCAGGAGGCCGACGGCAGCAUCGUGACGAAGACGGUGAAGGCAACAACACGCCCUUCGACGUCUGCCAGCGGUGAGCUAGUGAAGACGGUUGAAGUGGAAACGACGACGGAGACGGAGACGACUACUGGCGAGAAGAGCACUACGGUGGAGAUGGAGACGCGCGAGGAGACGGACGUGGAGGAAGGCAGCCUGACGACGAUAUCUGGCCGCACCGUGCCGUCCAUGCCAGGUGCUCGUGUUCUUCGCUCGACCGUGGAAGCUGGCGCAGCUCCAGGCGAGUCGGUGCAGACGGAGGUGUUCCAGUCUCAGGAGGCCGACGGCAGCAUCGUGACGAAGACGGUGAAGGCAACAACACGCCCUUCGACGUCUGCCAGCGGUGAGCUAGUGAAGACGGUUGAAGUGGAAACGACGACGGAGACGGAGACGACUACUGGCGAGAAGAGCACUACGGUGGAGAUGGAGACGCGCGAGGAGACGGACGUGGAGGAAGGCAGCCUGACGACGAUAUCUGGCCGCACCGUGCCGUCCAUGCCAGGUGCUCGUGUUCUUCGCUCGACCGUGGAAGCUGGCGCAGCUCCAGGCGAGUCGGUGCAGACGGAGGUGUUCCAGUCUCAGGAGGCCGACGGCAGCAUCGUGACGAAGACGGUGAAGGCAACAACACGCCCUUCGACGUCUGCCAGCGGUGAGCUAGUGAAGACGGUUGAAGUGGAAACGACGACGGAGACGGAGACGACUACUGGCGAGAAGAGCACUACGGUGGAGAUGGAGACGCGCGAGGAGACGGACGUGGAGGAAGGCAGCCUGACGACGAUAUCUGGCCGCACCGUGCCGUCCAUGCCAGGUGCUCGUGUUCUUCGCUCGACCGUGGAAGCUGGCGCAGCUCCAGGCGAGUCGGUGCAGACGGAGGUGUUCCAGUCUCAGGAGGCCGACGGCAGCAUCGUGACGAAGACGGUGAAGGCAACAACACGCCCUUCGACGUCUGCCAGCGGUGAGCUAGUGAAGACGGUUGAAGUGGAAACGACGACGGAGACGGAGACGACUACUGGCGAGAAGAGCACUACGGUGGAGAUGGAGACGCGCGAGGAGACGGACGUGGAGGAAGGCAGCCUGACGACGAUAUCUGGCCGCACCGUGCCGUCCAUGCCAGGUGCUCGUGUUCUUCGCUCGACCGUGGAAGCUGGCGCAGCUCCAGGCGAGUCGGUGCAGACGGAGGUGUUCCAGUCUCAGGAGGCCGACGGCAGCAUCGUGACGAAGACGGUGAAGGCAACAACACGCCCUUCGACGUCUGCCAGCGGUGAGCUAGUGAAGACGGUUGAAGUGGAAACGACGACGGAGACGGAGACGACUACUGGCGAGAAGAGCACUACGGUGGAGAUGGAGACGCGCGAGGAGACGGACGUGGAGGAAGGCAGCCUGACGACGAUAUCUGGCCGCACCGUGCCGUCCAUGCCAGGUGCUCGUGUUCUUCGCUCGACCGUGGAAGCUGGCGCAGCUCCAGGCGAGUCGGUGCAGACGGAGGUGUUCCAGUCUCAGGAGGCCGACGGCAGCAUCGUGACGAAGACGGUGAAGGCAACAACACGCCCUUCGACGUCUGCCAGCGGUGAGCUAGUGAAGACGGUUGAAGUGGAAACGACGACGGAGACGGAGACGACUACUGGCGAGAAGAGCACUACGGUGGAGAUGGAGACGCGCGAGGAGACGGACGUGGAGGAAGGCAGCCUGACGACGAUAUCUGGCCGCACCGUGCCGUCCAUGCCAGGUGCUCGUGUUCUUCGCUCGACCGUGGAAGCUGGCGCAGCUCCAGGCGAGUCGGUGCAGACGGAGGUGUUCCAGUCUCAGGAGGCCGACGGCAGCAUCGUGACGAAGACGGUGAAGGCAACAACACGCCCUUCGACGUCUGCCAGCGGUGAGCUAGUGAAGACGGUUGAAGUGGAAACGACGACGGAGACGGAGACGACUACUGGCGAGAAGAGCACUACGGUGGAGAUGGAGACGCGCGAGGAGACGGACGUGGAGGAAGGCAGCCUGACGACGAUAUCUGGCCGCACCGUGCCGUCCAUGCCAGGUGCUCGUGUUCUUCGCUCGACCGUGGAAGCUGGCGCAGCUCCAGGCGAGUCGGUGCAGACGGAGGUGUUCCAGUCUCAGGAGGCCGACGGCAGCAUCGUGACGAAGACGGUGAAGGCAACAACACGCCCUUCGACGUCUGCCAGCGGUGAGCUAGUGAAGACGGUUGAAGUGGAAACGACGACGGAGACGGAGACGACUACUGGCGAGAAGAGCACUACGGUGGAGAUGGAGACGCGCGAGGAGACGGACGUGGAGGAAGGCAGCCUGACGACGAUAUCUGGCCGCACCGUGCCGUCCAUGCCAGGUGCUCGUGUUCUUCGCUCGACCGUGGAAGCUGGCGCAGCUCCAGGCGAGUCGGUGCAGACGGAGGUGUUCCAGUCUCAGGAGGCCGACGGCAGCAUCGUGACGAAGACGAGCACUACGGUGGAGAUGGAGACGCGCGAGGAGACGGACGUGGAGGAAGGCAGCCUGACGACGAUAUCUGGCCGCACCGUGCCGUCCAUGCCAGGUGCUCGUGUUCUUCGCUCGACCGUGGAAGCUGGCGCAGCUCCAGGCGAGUCGGUGCAGACGGAGGUGUUCCAGUCUCAGGAGGCCGACGGCAGCAUCGUGACGAAGACGGUGAAGGCAACAACACGCCCUUCGACGUCUGCCAGCGGUGAGCUAGUGAAGACGGUUGAAGUGGAAACGACGACGGAGACGGAGACGACUACUGGCGAGAAGAGCACUACGGUGGAGAUGGAGACGCGCGAGGAGACGGACGUGGAGGAAGGCAGCCUGACGACGAUAUCUGGCCGCACCGUGCCGUCCAUGCCAGGUGCUCGUGUUCUUCGCUCGACCGUGGAAGCUGGCGCAGCUCCAGGCGAGUCGGUGCAGACGGAGGUGUUCCAGUCUCAGGAGGCCGACGGCAGCAUCGUGACGAAGACGGUGAAGGCAACAACACGCCCUUCGACGUCUGCCAGCGGUGAGCUAGUGAAGACGGUUGAAGUGGAAACGACGACGGAGACGGAGACGACUACUGGCGAGAAGAGCACUACGGUGGAGAUGGAGACGCGCGAGGAGACGGACGUGGAGGAAGGCAGCCUGACGACGAUAUCUGGCCGCACCGUGCCGUCCAUGCCAGGUGCUCGUGUUCUUCGCUCGACCGUGGAAGCUGGCGCAGCUCCAGGCGAGUCGGUGCAGACGGAGGUGUUCCAGUCUCAGGAGGCCGACGGCAGCAUCGUGACGAAGACGGUGAAGGCAACAACACGCCCUUCGACGUCUGCCAGCGGUGAGCUAGUGAAGACGGUUGAAGUGGAAACGACGACGGAGACGGAGACGACUACUGGCGAGAAGAGCACUACGGUGGAGAUGGAGACGCGCGAGGAGACGGACGUGGAGGAAGGCAGCCUGACGACGAUAUCUGGCCGCACCGUGCCGUCCAUGCCAGGUGCUCGUGUUCUUCGCUCGACCGUGGAAGCUGGCGCAGCUCCAGGCGAGUCGGUGCAGACGGAGGUGUUCCAGUCUCAGGAGGCCGACGGCAGCAUCGUGACGAAGACGGUGAAGGCAACAACACGCCCUUCGACGUCUGCCAGCGGUGAGCUAGUGAAGACGGUUGAAGUGGAAACGACGACGGAGACGGAGACGACUACUGGCGAGAAGAGCACUACGGUGGAGAUGGAGACGCGCGAGGAGACGGACGUGGAGGAAGGCAGCCUGACGACGAUAUCUGGCCGCACCGUGCCGUCCAUGCCAGGUGCUCGUGUUCUUCGCUCGACCGUGGAAGCUGGCGCAGCUCCAGGCGAGUCGGUGCAGACGGAGGUGUUCCAGUCUCAGGAGGCCGACGGCAGCAUCGUGACGAAGACGGUGAAGGCAACAACACGCCCUUCGACGUCUGCCAGCGGUGAGCUAGUGAAGACGGUUGAAGUGGAAACGACGACGGAGACGGAGACGACUACUGGCGAGAAGAGCACUACGGUGGAGAUGGAGACGCGCGAGGAGACGGACGUGGAGGAAGGCAGCCUGACGACGAUAUCUGGCCGCACCGUGCCGUCCAUGCCAGGUGCUCGUGUUCUUCGCUCGACCGUGGAAGCUGGCGCAGCUCCAGGCGAGUCGGUGCAGACGGAGGUGUUCCAGUCUCAGGAGGCCGACGGCAGCAUCGUGACGAAGACGGUGAAGGCAACAACACGCCCUUCGACGUCUGCCAGCGGUGAGCUAGUGAAGACGGUUGAAGUGGAAACGACGACGGAGACGGAGACGACUACUGGCGAGAAGAGCACUACGGUGGAGAUGGAGACGCGCGAGGAGACGGACGUGGAGGAAGGCAGCCUGACGACGAUAUCUGGCCGCACCGUGCCGUCCAUGCCAGGUGCUCGUGUUCUUCGCUCGACCGUGGAAGCUGGCGCAGCUCCAGGCGAGUCGGUGCAGACGGAGGUGUUCCAGUCUCAGGAGGCCGACGGCAGCAUCGUGACGAAGACGGUGAAGGCAACAACACGCCCUUCGACGUCUGCCAGCGGUGAGCUAGUGAAGACGGUUGAAGUGGAAACGACGACGGAGACGGAGACGACUACUGGCGAGAAGAGCACUACGGUGGAGAUGGAGACGCGCGAGGAGACGGACGUGGAGGAAGGCAGCCUGACGACGAUAUCUGGCCGCACCGUGCCGUCCAUGCCAGGUGCUCGUGUUCUUCGCUCGACCGUGGAAGCUGGCGCAGCUCCAGGCGAGUCGGUGCAGACGGAGGUGUUCCAGUCUCAGGAGGCCGACGGCAGCAUCGUGACGAAGACGGUGAAGGCAACAACACGCCCUUCGACGUCUGCCAGCGGUGAGCUAGUGAAGACGGUUGAAGUGGAAACGACGACGGAGACGGAGACGACUACUGGCGAGAAGAGCACUACGGUGGAGAUGGAGACGCGCGAGGAGACGGACGUGGAGGAAGGCAGCCUGACGACGAUAUCUGGCCGCACCGUGCCGUCCAUGCCAGGUGCUCGUGUUCUUCGCUCGACCGUGGAAGCUGGCGCAGCUCCAGGCGAGUCGGUGCAGACGGAGGUGUUCCAGUCUCAGGAGGCCGACGGCAGCAUCGUGACGAAGACGGUGAAGGCAACAACACGCCCUUCGACGUCUGCCAGCGGUGAGCUAGUGAAGACGGUUGAAGUGGAAACGACGACGGAGACGGAGACGACUACUGGCGAGAAGAGCACUACGGUGGAGAUGGAGACGCGCGAGGAGACGGACGUGGAGGAAGGCAGCCUGACGACGAUAUCUGGCCGCACCGUGCCGUCCAUGCCAGGUGCUCGUGUUCUUCGCUCGACCGUGGAAGCUGGCGCAGCUCCAGGCGAGUCGGUGCAGACGGAGGUGUUCCAGUCUCAGGAGGCCGACGGCAGCAUCGUGACGAAGACGGUGAAGGCAACAACACGCCCUUCGACGUCUGCCAGCGGUGAGCUAGUGAAGACGGUUGAAGUGGAAACGACGACGGAGACGGAGACGACUACUGGCGAGAAGAGCACUACGGUGGAGAUGGAGACGCGCGAGGAGACGGACGUGGAGGAAGGCAGCCUGACGACGAUAUCUGGCCGCACCGUGCCGUCCAUGCCAGGUGCUCGUGUUCUUCGCUCGACCGUGGAAGCUGGCGCAGCUCCAGGCGAGUCGGUGCAGACGGAGGUGUUCCAGUCUCAGGAGGCCGACGGCAGCAUCGUGACGAAGACGGUGAAGGCAACAACACGCCCUUCGACGUCUGCCAGCGGUGAGCUAGUGAAGACGGUUGAAGUGGAAACGACGACGGAGACGGAGACGACUACUGGCGAGAAGAGCACUACGGUGGAGAUGGAGACGCGCGAGGAGACGGACGUGGAGGAAGGCAGCCUGACGACGAUAUCUGGCCGCACCGUGCCGUCCAUGCCAGGUGCUCGUGUUCUUCGCUCGACCGUGGAAGCUGGCGCAGCUCCAGGCGAGUCGGUGCAGACGGAGGUGUUCCAGUCUCAGGAGGCCGACGGCAGCAUCGUGACGAAGACGGUGAAGGCAACAACACGCCCUUCGACGUCUGCCAGCGGUGAGCUAGUGAAGACGGUUGAAGUGGAAACGACGACGGAGACGGAGACGACUACUGGCGAGAAGAGCACUACGGUGGAGAUGGAGACGCGCGAGGAGACGGACGUGGAGGAAGGCAGCCUGACGACGAUAUCUGGCCGCACCGUGCCGUCCAUGCCAGGUGCUCGUGUUCUUCGCUCGACCGUGGAAGCUGGCGCAGCUCCAGGCGAGUCGGUGCAGACGGAGGUGUUCCAGUCUCAGGAGGCCGACGGCAGCAUCGUGACGAAGACGGUGAAGGCAACAACACGCCCUUCGACGUCUGCCAGCGGUGAGCUAGUGAAGACGGUUGAAGUGGAAACGACGACGGAGACGGAGACGACUACUGGCGAGAAGAGCACUACGGUGGAGAUGGAGACGCGCGAGGAGACGGACGUGGAGGAAGGCAGCCUGACGACGAUAUCUGGCCGCACCGUGCCGUCCAUGCCAGGUGCUCGUGUUCUUCGCUCGACCGUGGAAGCUGGCGCAGCUCCAGGCGAGUCGGUGCAGACGGAGGUGUUCCAGUCUCAGGAGGCCGACGGCAGCAUCGUGACGAAGACGGUGAAGGCAACAACACGCCCUUCGACGUCUGCCAGCGGUGAGCUAGUGAAGACGGUUGAAGUGGAAACGACGACGGAGACGGAGACGACUACUGGCGAGAAGAGCACUACGGUGGAGAUGGAGACGCGCGAGGAGACGGACGUGGAGGAAGGCAGCCUGACGACGAUAUCUGGCCGCACCGUGCCGUCCAUGCCAGGUGCUCGUGUUCUUCGCUCGACCGUGGAAGCUGGCGCAGCUCCAGGCGAGUCGGUGCAGACGGAGGUGUUCCAGUCUCAGGAGGCCGACGGCAGCAUCGUGACGAAGACGGUGAAGGCAACAACACGCCCUUCGACGUCUGCCAGCGGUGAGCUAGUGAAGACGGUUGAAGUGGAAACGACGACGGAGACGGAGACGACUACUGGCGAGAAGAGCACUACGGUGGAGAUGGAGACGCGCGAGGAGACGGACGUGGAGGAAGGCAGCCUGACGACGAUAUCUGGCCGCACCGUGCCGUCCAUGCCAGGUGCUCGUGUUCUUCGCUCGACCGUGGAAGCUGGCGCAGCUCCAGGCGAGUCGGUGCAGACGGAGGUGUUCCAGUCUCAGGAGGCCGACGGCAGCAUCGUGACGAAGACGGUGAAGGCAACAACACGCCCUUCGACGUCUGCCAGCGGUGAGCUAGUGAAGACGGUUGAAGUGGAAACGACGACGGAGACGGAGACGACUACUGGCGAGAAGAGCACUACGGUGGAGAUGGAGACGCGCGAGGAGACGGACGUGGAGGAAGGCAGCCUGACGACGAUAUCUGGCCGCACCGUGCCGUCCAUGCCAGGUGCUCGUGUUCUUCGCUCGACCGUGGAAGCUGGCGCAGCUCCAGGCGAGUCGGUGCAGACGGAGGUGUUCCAGUCUCAGGAGGCCGACGGCAGCAUCGUGACGAAGACGGUGAAGGCAACAACACGCCCUUCGACGUCUGCCAGCGGUGAGCUAGUGAAGACGGUUGAAGUGGAAACGACGACGGAGACGGAGACGACUACUGGCGAGAAGAGCACUACGGUGGAGAUGGAGACGCGCGAGGAGACGGACGUGGAGGAAGGCAGCCUGACGACGAUAUCUGGCCGCACCGUGCCGUCCAUGCCAGGUGCUCGUGUUCUUCGCUCGACCGUGGAAGCUGGCGCAGCUCCAGGCGAGUCGGUGCAGACGGAGGUGUUCCAGUCUCAGGAGGCCGACGGCAGCAUCGUGACGAAGACGGUGAAGGCAACAACACGCCCUUCGACGUCUGCCAGCGGUGAGCUAGUGAAGACGGUUGAAGUGGAAACGACGACGGAGACGGAGACGACUACUGGCGAGAAGAGCACUACGGUGGAGAUGGAGACGCGCGAGGAGACGGACGUGGAGGAAGGCAGCCUGACGACGAUAUCUGGCCGCACCGUGCCGUCCAUGCCAGGUGCUCGUGUUCUUCGCUCGACCGUGGAAGCUGGCGCAGCUCCAGGCGAGUCGGUGCAGACGGAGGUGUUCCAGUCUCAGGAGGCCGACGGCAGCAUCGUGACGAAGACGGUGAAGGCAACAACACGCCCUUCGACGUCUGCCAGCGGUGAGCUAGUGAAGACGGUUGAAGUGGAAACGACGACGGAGACGGAGACGACUACUGGCGAGAAGAGCACUACGGUGGAGAUGGAGACGCGCGAGGAGACGGACGUGGAGGAAGGCAGCCUGACGACGAUAUCUGGCCGCACCGUGCCGUCCAUGCCAGGUGCUCGUGUUCUUCGCUCGACCGUGGAAGCUGGCGCAGCUCCAGGCGAGUCGGUGCAGACGGAGGUGUUCCAGUCUCAGGAGGCCGACGGCAGCAUCGUGACGAAGACGGUGAAGGCAACAACACGCCCUUCGACGUCUGCCAGCGGUGAGCUAGUGAAGACGGUUGAAGUGGAAACGACGACGGAGACGGAGACGACUACUGGCGAGAAGAGCACUACGGUGGAGAUGGAGACGCGCGAGGAGACGGACGUGGAGGAAGGCAGCCUGACGACGAUAUCUGGCCGCACCGUGCCGUCCAUGCCAGGUGCUCGUGUUCUUCGCUCGACCGUGGAAGCUGGCGCAGCUCCAGGCGAGUCGGUGCAGACGGAGGUGUUCCAGUCUCAGGAGGCCGACGGCAGCAUCGUGACGAAGACGGUGAAGGCAACAACACGCCCUUCGACGUCUGCCAGCGGUGAGCUAGUGAAGACGGUUGAAGUGGAAACGACGACGGAGACGGAGACGACUACUGGCGAGAAGAGCACUACGGUGGAGAUGGAGACGCGCGAGGAGACGGACGUGGAGGAAGGCAGCCUGACGACGAUAUCUGGCCGCACCGUGCCGUCCAUGCCAGGUGCUCGUGUUCUUCGCUCGACCGUGGAAGCUGGCGCAGCUCCAGGCGAGUCGGUGCAGACGGAGGUGUUCCAGUCUCAGGAGGCCGACGGCAGCAUCGUGACGAAGACGGUGAAGGCAACAACACGCCCUUCGACGUCUGCCAGCGGUGAGCUAGUGAAGACGGUUGAAGUGGAAACGACGACGGAGACGGAGACGACUACUGGCGAGAAGAGCACUACGGUGGAGAUGGAGACGCGCGAGGAGACGGACGUGGAGGAAGGCAGCCUGACGACGAUAUCUGGCCGCACCGUGCCGUCCAUGCCAGGUGCUCGUGUUCUUCGCUCGACCGUGGAAGCUGGCGCAGCUCCAGGCGAGUCGGUGCAGACGGAGGUGUUCCAGUCUCAGGAGGCCGACGGCAGCAUCGUGACGAAGACGGUGAAGGCAACAACACGCCCUUCGACGUCUGCCAGCGGUGAGCUAGUGAAGACGGUUGAAGUGGAAACGACGACGGAGACGGAGACGACUACUGGCGAGAAGAGCACUACGGUGGAGAUGGAGACGCGCGAGGAGACGGACGUGGAGGAAGGCAGCCUGACGACGAUAUCUGGCCGCACCGUGCCGUCCAUGCCAGGUGCUCGUGUUCUUCGCUCGACCGUGGAAGCUGGCGCAGCUCCAGGCGAGUCGGUGCAGACGGAGGUGUUCCAGUCUCAGGAGGCCGACGGCAGCAUCGUGACGAAGACGGUGAAGGCAACAACACGCCCUUCGACGUCUGCCAGCGGUGAGCUAGUGAAGACGGUUGAAGUGGAAACGACGACGGAGACGGAGACGACUACUGGCGAGAAGAGCACUACGGUGGAGAUGGAGACGCGCGAGGAGACGGACGUGGAGGAAGGCAGCCUGACGACGAUAUCUGGCCGCACCGUGCCGUCCAUGCCAGGUGCUCGUGUUCUUCGCUCGACCGUGGAAGCUGGCGCAGCUCCAGGCGAGUCGGUGCAGACGGAGGUGUUCCAGUCUCAGGGGGCCGACGGCAGCAUCGUGACGAAGACGGUGAAGGCAACAACACGCCCUUCGACGUCUGCCAGCGGUGAGCUAGUGAAGACGGUUGAAGUGGAAACGACGACGGAGACGGAGACGACUACUGGCGAGAAGAGCACUACGGUGGAGAUGGAGACGCACGAUGAAGUCGAGGAUGAUUUACGGCAUGAUACAACGAUGACGUACAGGAGCGAUCGAGAUUUCGUCGUACCGUCGAGAAGUGUGGUCGAUUUGGCUUGUAGCGUGGUGGUUCCAGCCUCCGGUGUUGGUCUUCGUGACACUUACGAAACGAUCGCUGACCCUGGUAACUUAAACGAAAAUUGCGGGACGAAUGAGCCGACGGAAUUGGAGGGUAGAGGAACAAGCGAGACUGUUGGAGCACUAACUGAGCACAAGACUUCGACUGGCGCUGCAUCGUUGGAGUAUCCGAACACCCUUGUCGUGAUUGGGCUUAUUGGAAGGAAAUCGAGUAAGUUGUUGCGCAAGUUAAAGGAAAGCUCGUCCGAAUGGCCAUGGCUGUCGGACUUUGUGGCCUACUGUGACGAGAGAAGUAUGAACGUUGCGAGGCUGGGCCCUGAAGAAGCGCAAAGGCAGCAGCGCGGAAUGUUGCUCAUGCUCUUUCGGCGCAUUUUCCGGAGCUUGCAGCGCACGAAUUCGGCGUUCAGAUAG